AUGUUUCUAUCUAAAAGAGUUUGUUCCAAUAUAGUUUCGAAAAAUUUAAAUAAACUUAAAAAAAAAAAAGCCAAUAAAAUUGCAUUAUCAGAUACAAAGAAAUUAUUAGCAAAAUAUUCAAUGAAAAACCCAGAUGACCCAAAUGAUAAUCCAGCAUAUUACGAAGAGGAUAACGAAGAUUUUGAUAGUGAGGAUUAUAGCGAAGAUGCAGACAUUGUCCCAAAUAAAGAUUUUAUUCAAGACGAAGAUUUUGAUAGAGAACUCGAAGAAAAGUUACAAUUAGAUGGUUUUGAAGGUGAUACAGAGUUUAUUAGAAAUACUUCAAUAAUAGAAAGAAAGAGUAAACAGUUAAAAAAAGUAGAAGACGAAAUCCAACAAUUAUCAAAGGAUGAUCCAGAAGAUAGAGCACUAAUUGAAGAAGAAAUGAAAUUAGAGUUUUGGGCUAGACAAAUGGCCUUAAGAGAUUCAUUGAAGACUGAUGGUGGUGUUUAUUUAUUAGAUGAAAAAACUUAUACCGAGCCAAUCAAGAAUUAUAAAAUAAUGGGAAAGAAAUUAAUGAAAAAAAGAUUAGAAGACCUUCAAAAAGAAAGAGAUGAAAGACAAAGAUUAAAAGAUAAAAUUAAAAAGAUGAAGUUAGCAGAGAUGGGUAUUGAUAAAGAGUUGGAAACUCAAAUCGAUCAAAUCGAAAAAGAAUCAAAAACCAAAACCAAUGAAACAUUAAAAGAAUUAUUAUCAGAAGAGGAAUUUGCUCAAAUCCAACAGCAAGAAGAGGGACAAGAUUUUGGCGAUAAUCAAAUGGAUGAAGAUGAAGAACUUGAAGAAGAAUAUCAAAAUGAUGGUUUACCAAAUUUAAGUAGACUUCGUCCACAUACCCACAUCCCACCACCAUUAGAAAUUAUUCAAGAGUUUUUAGAAAUUAGAAAGAAUGAAUUAUUAAAGAAGUCAGAAGAAGCAGCAGAUGAGUUUGAAAGAAAACGUCGUAUGAAGAGAAUUGAGUUUAUGGCUAGAAAGAAGGAACUUCAACAUAAGCAAAUGAUAGAAAACUUUAAAAAGAAAGGUUUGUAUGAUUCAGUUAUUUCCGAUGAAGAUGAUUCUCCUAUAGAAAUCGAUCCAAAGGUAUUCCAUCGAUUCCAAUCUGGUGAAAUUACCGAAGAAGAAAUGUUUGAAAUCUCAAAAAACACACCAAUCGAAGAAAUCGAACUUGAGUAUGACCAUGAAGGCCGUAGAAAGAGAGAUAAUGAAUUUUUAAAGCAUUGGAAAAUUGGUAGUAUUGGUAUUCCACCACUUUUAAAGAAGAGAAUUGCUUCAACUAUUAAACAAAUGCCAACAGCGGAGUUAAGAAGCAAAGCUGAAACCUUAUCAGAGAAUCUUAGAGCUAGAACAAGAUUGGGUAAAUCAAUAGGAAGUCCUUCAAUUGUACCAAGCACAGAUGAUAAACCAGUAAUUACUUAUGGAAAAGGUGAAGCCAUGGCCUAUAUAUCACAUAGAAUGCCUGGUGUUUAUGCAUGCACCCAUAGAGUAUUCUCUGAAAUUAAAACUAGAGUACCAAAUUUCAAUCCAACCACACUUUUAGAUUAUGGCUCAGGUCCAGGUACAGUACUUUGGUCAGCCAGCACAAUGUGGGGUGAACAUUUAAAGAGAAUAAGAGCCGUUGAACCAAGUCCAUUUAUGAUUGAAAUAGCUAAAAAACUUAUGGAAGGUAACACCAAUCAUAUUAAAUGGACAAAUUAUUUAAAUACCGAGCAACACGAACGUAGAGAUGGUUCACUUCCAGAGUCAGAAAUGAAUGAACUUGUUACAGCUUCAUAUGUUCUCAGCGAAUUGCCAGAUCAACUUUCACGUUUCACACUUGUAAAAGAUUUAUGGAGAAAUGUUAAACCAAGUGGUAUGUUAGUGAUUAUUGAACCAGGUACACCAAUAGGUUUUGGAAUUAUCAAAGAGAUUAGACAAAUGUUAUUGGACGAAGGCGAAGAACAAUUAACCAUUCAUAAAUCAACAAAAGCUCAAGUUGUUGCACCAUGUCCACACAGUGGUAAAUGUCCAUUAGGUUUUAAUUCAUGGUGUCAUUUUUCACAACGUGUUGAAAGACCAAACUUCCAAAAACUUGCUAAAGGUCCAGGUUCAACCAUGCCAUUCGAAGAUGAAAAAUACUCUUAUAUAGUAUUAUCAAAAGUUGUAAAAUCAAAUAUUCCAAAUCAAUUAGAAAAACAAUUAAAUAUUUAUGGUGAAGAAGAAUUAAAAGAAGUUAAACCUUGGUCACGUUUAAUUGAAGCACCAUUAAAAAGAGGUGGUCAUGUAAUUUUAGAUGUUUGUUCACCACAUGGAGAAAUUAAUAGAGUUACAGUCGCAAAAUCCCAUGGAAGAGAGAUUUAUAAAGAAGCCAGAAAAUCAUUUUGGAGUGAUGCAUUUAUAUUACCAGAGGAUACUGUAGAUUUUAGAGAGCAUAGAUUUAAUUCCACAGCAGAACAAGAACAAGAAUUUUUAAGAUUACAAGAGUUAGAAAAAGAAAGAUUGGCAAAGAGUUUAAAGAAACAACACAAGAAGGUAUCAGCAAUUAAACAAUUAGAAAAAGAAGAAGAAAAAGAAAGAAUUGAAGCUAAUAGAUCUGUUGCAGCAAAGAAGAAAGAGGAAGAAUGGAUGAAAGAGUUGGGUGGAGGUGAUCGUAAGAUUUUAGAAAAAUUAAUUAAACAAGGUAGAUUCAGCACUGAGGAAACGUCAUCAUUAUUUGGUGACCCAGCACUUGAAAAACCAAUUAAGAGCAAACCACAAGCAGGUCUAGAUUUUAUAGAGGAUGCCAAUGAAAUUGAUAAAGAGGAAGAAAGAAAAGCAAUCGAAGAGCAGGAAGAAAGAGAAAGAAAAGAAAAACAAUUAGGUGAAUCAAGAAAAUCAAGAAAAACUAGAAAGGCUUUAUUAUUAAAUGAAUUGAAGUCAUUCAAGAGACAAUCAAUGACACCUGAACAAAAAGAAGAAUUUGAUAAAAAGAGAGAAAUGUUUUUACAACAAAAGAAAGAAGUAAAAGAAAACGAUCCAACUCGUAUUGAAUAUUAUCUUAAAGAUUUGGAUAGAAAUCAAGAUACAGUCUCAGAAAUCGAAUCAGAAAGACGUUUCAAAGAAAGAUUAGAAAAACAAACUGAACAAAAAGAACAAUUUGAAAAGUUUAAAGAAGAACAAUUAAAAAAACAAAAAAAACUUAAACAACAACAACAACAAGAUGAUACAUUUAAUAAUGUAGAUUAA
Messenger RNA from Dictyostelium purpureum, 3237 nucleotides. RefSeq lists its product as uncharacterized. Gene Ontology annotation, molecular function: structural constituent of ribosome; methyltransferase activity. The record is from RefSeq and is a predicted model, not a curated record. Bases 1 to 3237 code for a protein of 1078 amino acids. Gene Ontology annotation, cellular component: mitochondrial small ribosomal subunit. Gene Ontology annotation, biological process: translation. Lineage: Eukaryota; Evosea; Eumycetozoa; Dictyosteliales; Dictyosteliaceae. The transcript has 5 exons.